Messenger RNA from Sorex fumeus (smoky shrew), 2140 nucleotides. It is a transcript of the gene FSHR, whose product is annotated as follicle stimulating hormone receptor. Bases 1 to 2085 code for a protein of 694 amino acids. Gene Ontology annotation, molecular function: follicle-stimulating hormone receptor activity; protein binding; G protein-coupled receptor activity. The transcript is spliced from 10 exons. NCBI's taxonomy places the organism in Eukaryota, Metazoa, Chordata, Mammalia, Eulipotyphla, Soricidae. Gene Ontology annotation, cellular component: membrane. Gene Ontology annotation, biological process: follicle-stimulating hormone signaling pathway; male gonad development. The record is from RefSeq and is a predicted model, not a curated record.
AUGGCCUUCCUGCUGGUCUCCUUGCUAGCAUUCCUAAGCAUGACCUCGGGCUGUCACCAUCGGCUGUGUCACUGCUCUAACUGGGUUUUCCUCUGCCAAGAGAGCCAGGUGACAGAAGUCCCCUCCGACCUCCCCAGGAACGCAGUCGAACUGAGAUUUGUCCUCACCAAACUUCGAGUCAUCCCCAAAGGAGCAUUUUCAGGAUUUGGAGACCUGGAGAAAAUCGAGAUCUCACAAAACGAUGUCUUGGAAGCAAUAGAAGCGAAUGUGUUCUCCAACCUUCCUAAAUUGCAUGAAAUCAGAAUUGAAAAGGCCAGCAACCUACUUUACAUUGACUCUGAAGCCUUCCAGAACCUUCCCAAUCUUCGAUAUUUGUUAAUAUCUAACACAGGUAUUAAGCAGUUGCCAGCUGUUCACAAGAUUCAAUCUCUCCAAAAGGUUCUAUUAGAUAUUCAAGAUAACAUAAACCUCCAUACAGUCAAAGGAAAUUCUUUCACAGGACUGAGUCUUGAAAGUAUGAUUCUAUGGCUGAGUAAAAAUGGGAUUCAAGAAAUACACGACUGUGCAUUCAAUGGAACCCAACUAGAUGAGCUGAAUCUAAGUGACAACAAUAAUUUGGAAGAAUUACCUAAUGAUGUUUUCCAGGGAGCCUCUGGACCAGUCAUUUUAGAUAUUUCUAGAACCAGGAUACAUUCCCUGCCUAGUUAUGGCUUAGAAAAUCUUAAGAAGCUACGGGCCAGGUCGACAUACAACUUAAAAAAGCUUCCAAGUAUGGAAAAGUUGGUCUCUCUCAUGGAGGCUAGCCUCACCUAUCCCAGCCACUGCUGUGCCUUUGCAAAUUGGAGGCGGCAAAUCUCUGAACUUCAUCCAAUUUGCAACAAAUCAAUUUUAAAGCAAGAUGUUGAUGAGACUCAGGCAAGUGGUCACAGAGUUUACUGGGCUGAAGAUGAAGAGUCCAGUUACAUCAAAGGAUUUGACACGAUGGAUGGUGACUUUGACUAUGGUUUGUGCAAUGAAAUUGUUGAUGUGACGUGCUCUCCUGAGCCAGAUGCAUUCAACCCAUGCGAAGACAUCAUGGGGUAUGAUAUUCUCAGAGUCCUGAUAUGGUUCAUUAGCAUCCUGGCCAUCACAGGGAACAUUGUAGUAUUAGUGAUAUUGAUUACCAGUCAGUACAAACUCACGGUGCCUCGGUUCCUUAUGUGCAACCUGGCCUUUGCUGAUUUCUGCAUUGGAAUUUACCUGUUGCUCAUAGCAUCUGUGGAUAUCCACACCAAGAGUCAGUAUCACAACUACGCCAUUGACUGGCAAACUGGAGCAGGCUGUGAUGCCGCUGGCUUUUUCACGGUUUUUGCCAGUGAGCUCUCUGUGUACACGCUGACAGCCAUCACUCUGGAAAGGUGGCAUACCAUAACCCAUGCCAUGCAGCUCGACUGCAAGGUGCAGCUCCGCCAUGCUGCCAGCGUCAUGCUGGUUGGGUGGAUCUUUGCUUUUGCAGCUGCUCUCCUUCCCAUCGUCGGCAUCAGCAGCUACAUGAAGGUGAGCAUCUGUCUGCCCAUGGACAUCGACAGCUCCAUGUCACAACUCUACGUCAUGUCCCUCCUUGUGCUCAAUGUCUUGGCCUUUGUUAUCAUCUGUGGCUGCUAUACCCACAUCUACCUCACGGUGAGGAACCCCAAUAUUGUGUCUUCCUCUAGCGACACCAAGAUCGCCAAGCGUAUGGCCAUGCUCAUCUUUACGGACUUCCUCUGCAUGGCGCCCAUCUCCUUCUUUGCCAUCUCUGCUUCCCUCAAGGUGCCCCUCAUCACCGUGUCUAAGUCAAAGAUCCUCUUGGUCCUGUUCUACCCCAUCAACUCUUGUGCCAACCCCUUUCUCUAUGCCAUCUUCACCAAGAAUUUUCGCAGGGAUUUCUUCAUUUUGUUGAGCAAGUUUGGCUGCUAUGAAAUGCAAGCCCACAUUUAUAAGACAGAUACCUCAUCCACUGCACACAACUCCCAUUUAAGGAAUGGCCACUGCUCUUCAGCUCAUAGGGUCACCAAUGGUUCCAGUUACACACUUGUCCCUUUAAACCCUUUAUCCCACAACUAAAAUAUGAUGUACAAAUGUAUCUGAGUCAUGACAAUGCUUGCCUUUGAAAAAUAUU